Messenger RNA from Raphanus sativus (radish), 995 nucleotides. Its product is annotated as nucleoside diphosphate kinase IV, chloroplastic/mitochondrial. Gene Ontology annotation, molecular function: nucleoside diphosphate kinase activity. The transcript is spliced from 7 exons. Gene Ontology annotation, biological process: GTP biosynthetic process; UTP biosynthetic process; CTP biosynthetic process. NCBI's taxonomy places the organism in Eukaryota, Viridiplantae, Streptophyta, Magnoliopsida, Brassicales, Brassicaceae. The record is from RefSeq and is a predicted model, not a curated record. The coding region runs from base 44 to 757 and encodes 237 amino acids.
UCUUCUUUUCAGUCUUGUUGCAUUGCAUCGUAUAACACCAGAGAUGAGCUCCCAAAUCUGCAGAGCAGCUUCUAGGGCAGCAAGGUCUCUUCUUUCUUCAUCUAAGACCACUCGUUUCUUCUCCGAAGGCAGAGCCACUGGUGCUGCAACAGUGGUGUAUGCGUCUGGAAAAGUUCCUCAGUAUGCAUCCAACUUCAGACAAUCAGGUUCUGGCUUCGCCUCUAAGAGCUGGAUCACCGGUCUCCUCGCUCUUCCUACCGCAGCCUUCAUGCUACAAGAUCAGGAAGUCCAUGCUGCUGAGAUGGAACGCACUUUCAUCGCUAUCAAACCUGAUGGAGUGCAGCGAGGACUGAUAUCAGAAAUCAUUACCCGGUUCGAACGCAAAGGAUUCAAGCUUGUUGGUAUCAAAAUCAUGGUUCCUUCGAACGGUUUCGCGCAGAAGCAUUACCACGGUCUAAAGGAAAGACCUUUCGUCAACGGCUUGUGUAACUUCCUUAGCUCAGGCCCUGUUGUUGCCAUGGUAUGGGAAGGUGAAGGAGUGGUAAGAUACGGACGUAAAAUGAUUGGAGCCACUGAUCCUCAAAAAUCUGAACCUGGAACAAUCCGAGGCGAUCUUGCAGUUGUUCUUGGAAGGAACGUUAUCCAUGGAAGUGACGGAGCAGAGACAGCUAAAGAGGAGAUUAGUCUGUGGUUUAACCCUGAAGAACUCGUUUCUUACACCAGCAAUGCUGAGAAGUGGAUCUACGGCCAGAACUAAAACUAAUCACCUCCCUCUCUCUUUUUGUGCCGUUAGAUCAAAAUCCAAAAUCUCAACAUAAAUAAAUAAUUACUGUGUUAAUCAUUUGUAAGUAGCAAUAAAAACGAUAAUCACCGUUUGACUGUGUUAAAUGGUGUGCAAAAUUAUGCACCUUAACACAACUCACUUAUCAAUGUUUGAUUACCGGGGAAAUAAUAAAGUUCGUUUUAUUUACAUACGAACCAAUAAUAUAAUGCCA